This is a messenger RNA of Macrobrachium nipponense, 1227 nucleotides long. Its product is annotated as neuropilin-1-like. NCBI's taxonomy places the organism in Eukaryota, Metazoa, Arthropoda, Malacostraca, Decapoda, Palaemonidae. The record is from RefSeq and is a predicted model, not a curated record. The transcript has 8 exons. Bases 108 to 1094 code for a protein of 328 amino acids.
AACUUGUCUCUUUAGGUCACUUCCCGGUACUCGAGUAUAAGAAGGCAGGUUUUCGGAGGGACUCUGCUAGUCGUUUUAUAGCUGCUCUCCACAAACCAUCAAACGAAAUGAUAACGAGGGCAUUUCUGGUAGUGGCGUUAGCGGCGACCGUCCGCUGCGCAGCGGUUGCUGAGGAAUCUUCUUCAGACAGAGAUUCCAAAUUAUUUCCUGUAGUACAAAUCGUCACCUUUGAAAAUGGCCCGUGCACGGCGGGCACCGGAGAAAGGGGAACCUGCUACAGCCAAAAGGAAUGUGAAACCCUCCAGGGAUCGGCCUCAGGCACUUGUGCCAAUGGCUUCGGAGUCUGCUGCGUCUUACAGGCGACCUGCGACGGCACGAUAUCUGUGAAUGGCACUUAUUUCACCAACCCGGGCUAUCCAAGCAGCUACGCCAGCCCCGGAAUGUGCUCAGUGUUGCUGAAGCCACCUGCCGGUACAUGUCAAAUUCUGAUCGACUUCGAUGCCUUCAACCUCAUGGGUCCCGUUGAGGGAGAAUGUGGCAACGACACCUUCGUCGUCAUGGGAGCCAACCCUGGAAGCACCGUACCUGUCUUGUGUGGAGACAACAGCGGCCAACACAUCUACCUUGACGUCGACAACACCAACGACCCCAUCCAGCUGAUCGUCACCAACUCUGCCAACAGUUACGGCCGCCAGUGGAAAGCUGGGAUCACCUUCAUAGGGGAGAAUGACCCUUGCAAGGCUCCGCCUCGAUGCCUGCAGUACCAUAAGAACACAGCAGGUUCCAUCAUGUCCUUCAAUUAUGGCUCGAAUCCUAUGAUGUUGACAAACCAGUUGUACAGUAUUUGCUUCGGAUACGUGCCCGGAUACUGCGACAUUGGUCUUAACUUCGACAGGUUUGAUUUAGGUAACAUUAACCAAGCUUGUGAGAACGAUUACUUGGCUAUCGGCGGGCAGCAGCACUGUGGAGACUACAGUCCCUACACUGCACAAGCCAAUGCCACAGGACCCAUUGCCAUCCUAGUUGCAUCUGAUAGCGACAACAGCCGAGAGGAGGAAGGCUUCAGCGGAAACUACAUGAUGAUGCCCUGCUAGUGACGCUCAACUGAUUCUCAUCUCAAUUAUCCUCCCCUCUCCUCACGUAACCCUCCUCCACCCUCACUUACAGGAGUGUUUGUUCUCCGUCCUGACCGCCAAGCUAUAAGAAUAUUCCCCUUUCAUAAUAAUU